Molecule: messenger RNA, 2475 nt
Organism: Cornus florida
Lineage: Eukaryota; Viridiplantae; Streptophyta; Magnoliopsida; Cornales; Cornaceae
Exons: 1
Coding region: 264-2177 (637 amino acids)
Biological process (GO): endonucleolytic cleavage in ITS1 to separate SSU-rRNA from 5.8S rRNA and LSU-rRNA from tricistronic rRNA transcript (SSU-rRNA, 5.8S rRNA, LSU-rRNA)
Cellular component (GO): nucleolus; 90S preribosome
Source: RefSeq, a predicted model, not a curated record
UUUUAUGGAAACAUGUUUUUCAUUCGACGCCCAUCACCAACAUCGCCCUAAUUCUUUCUCUCCACUUCAGACAGUGGGCGGCUGUCAAAGGCAACCAGCACCCCAGAAUCGACAAUAGAUACAGAGUCACACACAGUUACAGACGUAUUUGUUUGGUUUUAGCUUAGACACUCUGUAUCUUGCGGUUCCAACCCUAUCAAACGAGUCUCUGAUUCAUAUUACAACCUCUGGUAACCGACAUUCAAUCGGAAAGCAAGAAAAAAAUGGGUAUGAAGCUGUUCGACGAUAGCUCCGAUGAUGAUGAUGUGGCGAAAAUAUCAGAGAUUGAAAUCGACAAAGAGUUCGCUAGGCGUUACGAGCACAACAAGAAACGCGAGGAUUUGCAGAGAUUUGAAGAGCUGGAGAAGAAAGGCCUCGCCGGAGAAGAAUCUGGCAGCGAUAGCGAAUCGUCAUCGGAAGACUUCGAUUUGGGUAAGAACGAUGAUUUGACUUUCUUUGAUGCGUUAAUUAGAGUUAAAAACAACGACCCAGUUAUUGAAAACAAAGAUGUUAAGUUGUUCGAAUCUGAAUUUGAAUCCGAUUCCGAAGAGGAGAGUGGGGAGACGGAGGAGGAAGAAGAAGGUUUAGGUCGAAGAAAGAAAGAGAAGCCCAUGUACUUGAAAGAUGUUACGGCGAAGCUUUUGAUUGAGGAGGGUCCUGAGUUUGAAGAAAGGGAUGAGAAUGAGAAGGUGAAGAGCUAUGCGGAUGAGCAAGAGGAGUUAAAGAAGGCAUUUUUGGAUGCUGUCGAGGAGGCUAUGGAUGAUGAGGAAGGAGAGUUAUUGAAGGAGAAAGGGAAUGAAGGUGAUGAGGAUGAGGGUGAUAGUGAUGACGGUAUUGAGAUUCAGAACAAGUUGGAUGAGUAUUUUGGUGAGGAUGAUAAAUUGGAUGAGAAUGAGAAGUUUUUGAAGGAUUAUUUUAGAAAUAAGAUGUGGGUGGACGAGAGCAAGGGUCAGAAUCCGUUGGAUGAGGUUGUUUUUGGUGUUUCGGAUGACGAGGAGGAGAUUGAGAAGCAAGAGGAUUACGAGAAGGAUUUUAAUUUUAGGUUUGAGGAGAAAGCAGGGGAUAGGGUGUUGGGUCACUCAAGGUUUGUGGAGGGAUCAGUGAGGAAGAAAGAGAAUGCACGCAAGACACAGAGGAAGAGCAAGGAGGAGAGAAUGGCACAAGCGGAGUUAGAGAGGAAGGAGGAACUGAAACGCUUGAAGAAUUUGAAGAAGAAAGAGAUGAAUGAGAGGCUCAGAAAGAUUAGGGAAACUGCAGGGCUCGGUGAAGACAUGUCUUGCCCGUUGGAUGUGGAUGAUCUUGAGAAGGAAUUUGAUCCUGAGGAUUAUGAUAGAAAGAUGAAGGAAGCAUUUGAUGAUGAUUACUAUGAGGCAAACGAUGUAGAUGCUGAGUUUGGGAGCGAAGAUGACAGUGAAGCUGAGAAACCCGAUUUUGAUAAAGAAGAUGAGUUGCUUGGACUUCCGAAAGGUUGGGACGAUGUGUCUGGGUCCCGUGAUGGGUUCAUAGCAGCCAGAGAAAGAACUUUAAAACGUAAGGUAGACAGUGGAACUAAUAAUGAACAGGUAGGAGGAGAAGAAUUAGUGCCUGAAGAUGGUAAGCAGAAGAAAAAGCAAAAAAUGUCCUCUCUUGAGAAGGAGGUUCUAGAGAAAGAGUUGGAGGAGUACUAUAAGUUGGACUAUGAGGAUACGAUAGAGGACCUAAAAACAAGGUUCAAGUACAAAGAGGUCAAUCCUCAAAAAUUUGGACUAAGUGCUGAGGCGAUCUUAAUGACGGAUGACAAAGAAUUGAAUCAGUUUGUUUCUUUGAAGAAGCUGGCUCCUUAUAUGGAGAAGGAAUGGAAGGUGCCUCGAAGUAAGGUUCACAACCUAAAACAGAGGAAUAAGCUGGUUCUUGAAGAAGAGAAAUUGAAUGGCCAGAAGAUUGGUAAAAGGACCUCCAAAGAUAAUGGUCAGAGAAUGACAACAGUGACAGGUGCAGCAGAACAUGGUAAAGCACAACUGGAGGAAUCAAAUGAUGACAUGAGCAAGCUAUCCAGACGAAGCAAGAGAAGACGUCGUCAAGCUGAAUUCAAGCUAUCACAGUCGAGGCUUUUGGCAUAUGGGAAAAUCCCCUCUAAACCUAAGAAUAAAAGGAAGUAGUGACGAUUGGCUUUGGUUUUGGCGGAUGCAGCAUUGGAGGUGAUCGCUUUGGUUUUGGCGGGUGCAGUAUUAUUGGUGAUCUCUUCCAUGAGAAUUUUAACUUUUGUGGUAAUCGUGUUAUGUUUUUUUAAUUGGUAGAUAGAUUCUUUAUUAAUAUAUCUGCAAUAUUUUCUUGAGACAUUGGAAAAUCCGGAAGGUGUUUAGAAUGUUGGAUGCUUUUGAUUUGACAACUCCCUUCAUUGUUGUUUCUAGUUUAUAUUUUAUAGCUCCAAUAACAUUAUGUAGCUUUUGAACUUCC